CUGCUGCAACAAUUAGAAAAAAAAAACUUGAUAAAGAAUUUGUUAAAUGGUUUCGUAGUAAUUAUGCAUCCAAUUUUGAAGUUCCACCAGAUUUAAACUAUAUAAAUAUAUGUCGGGGAUGUAAUAAAAAUUUAAACUUGCAAAAACCAUCGAUUGAAGAAGAAUCAGUAGAAGCUAUAGAUUUAACUAUUGAUAUAACUUCACAUAUUCAAGAACAUGAAGAAAUCAAACCUUUGCCAAAAAAAAAAUCUAUAA
Racocetra persica is the source of this 255-nucleotide messenger RNA. The record is from the annotation of a GenBank genome assembly. Lineage: Eukaryota; Fungi; Glomeromycota; Glomeromycetes; Diversisporales; Gigasporaceae.